This is a messenger RNA of Patella vulgata (common limpet), 5449 nucleotides long. Its product is annotated as translocation protein SEC63 homolog. Gene Ontology annotation, biological process: SRP-dependent cotranslational protein targeting to membrane; post-translational protein targeting to endoplasmic reticulum membrane. The transcript is spliced from 19 exons. The record is from RefSeq and is a predicted model, not a curated record. Bases 33 to 2324 code for a protein of 763 amino acids. Gene Ontology annotation, molecular function: RNA binding; transmembrane protein transporter activity. NCBI's taxonomy places the organism in Eukaryota, Metazoa, Mollusca, Gastropoda, Patellidae. Gene Ontology annotation, cellular component: Sec62/Sec63 complex.
CUACAUCCGGUAUAACACGUAAAUUUAGCAAAAUGGCUGGCAUGCAGUUUGAGUACGAUGAAGAAGGGGGAACUUUUUAUUAUUUUCUCCUGUCCUUCUGGGCUUUGGUUCUUUUUCCGGCGACAUAUUAUCUCUGGCCACGGUCCAAAAAAGAAGACGAUGAGGAGAAAAAGAAAAGAGCCUGCAUGUGUCUGCCAUGUCUCGUUAAACAAAAAAGAUUAAAAGAAACUGAACCAUGGGUCAAAGCCAAGCAAAAGAUACUAAAAAUUAUAUUAUUACUGGGCUGGGUGGUAUUUGCCCUAUUAGCCUAUAAAGUGUCGAAAGUGCAGCUUGAUUAUGUUGAAUACGAUCCAUUUAAAGAAUUGGAACUUGAUAGAGCUGCUACGACAGCUGAAAUUAAACGUGCAUACAGAAAACUGAGUUUGAUUUACCAUCCCGAUAAAGAAAAGACUGGUGAUCCUAAGAAAUUUAUGAGAAUAGCCAAAGCUUAUGCUGCAUUGACUGAUGAAGAAUCCAGAAAUAAUUGGAAGGAAUUUGGAAAUCCUGAUGGACCAGGAGUAACCAGAUUUGGAAUAGCUUUACCUAAAUGGAUCGUAGAACGAGAAAAUUCUUUAUGGGUUCUUGGUGUAUAUGGUUUAGUUUUUAUGAUAAUUCUACCAGUAGUUGUCGGUAUAUGGUGGUAUAGAUCUAUAAAAUAUAGUGGAGAUCAGGUUUUACUCGAUACAUCACGUCUAUACUGGUAUUUUAUUAAUAAAACACCCAAUAUGAUACUCAGGCGUGCUGUGAUGAUUUUAGCGGCAUCCUUUGAGUUUGAUAAAUUUCACAAUAGUGAGGUUGUAGAGAGGCCGAGUGAUAACGAACAGAUACCAGCAUUGAUGAAAAUGUUACCUCACAUGCAGGAGAAGAAUAAAGAAAGACCACUGUGUUAUCCUUACAGUGUCAAGGCCAGAGCUCUGUUAAUGGCUCAGUUUCAGAGAAUAGAUUUACCCCCAAAUGAUCAAGAUAUAGAUCGUCAGUAUAUAUUGAAGAAAUGUCCGUAUCUGAUCAAUGAAAUGAUUAAUAUUUGUGCUAAUCAAGUUUCCAUGGCAAUGGCAGGCAGAAUUCAUAAAGCUCCCCGAUUGGAUACGAUUGAAAAUAUAAUGAAGCUGAGUCAGAUGACGAUACAAGCUGUAGAAGAAAAAUCUAGUCCAUUCUUACAAUUACCUCAUAUGACCAAUGAUAUGUUACGACAACUUAGUCGAGGCAAGAAACCUGUGAGAUGUUUGAAGGAUGUAGCUAUGUUAAAGGAAGAAGACAGACGACCAUUAUUCCGUAGUCUUGGUGAUGAUGAGUAUUUAGAUAUUAUCAGUGUAAUAGCCAAGAUGCCUGACGUAGAAAUGACGAUAAAUACUGAAGUUUUAGAUGAUGAAGAUAAUUCUGUAACGGCUGGAUCUAUCGUCACGGUAACGGUAAUAUUAAAACGACGUCCAUUAGAAGAUCUGUUAAAAGGGGAGAGAACUAAGAAAUCAGUUGAAGAAACGGCUAAAGAUGGUGAUGAGGAAAUCGAAGGAGAUGAAAAUGGUGAAAAAGAGGUUGUAGAGGGCGCCGAAGGUAACGCACCUUCAGUUUGGGAUAAAAGGCGAGGUAAAGGAAAGAAAAAACCAAACCCCGAAAGUAGAAAAGCUCAAUAUAAGGAAAGAAAAGCCAAGGCUCGGGCUGCGGAAAUGGAAGCAAUUAAUAAAUUACAGAAAGAAAAAGAAGAACAAAAUGGUCCAGUUAAACAGAAAUCCCCAAAACCUAAAAAAGUAGCGAGUGAGGAAGUGGAAGAAGGAGAAGAAGUAGAACACGAUUCAGAAUCUGACGAGGAGGGUAAUAAAAAAUCUACUGGAGAAGAUGAUGAUGAAGAUUGGUCCAAAUUUCAACAACAGUCAAAAAAAGAAAAUUCUUUAGAAACUAAAAUAAAAGAAAGUCAUCCAGUUCACUGUCCAUAUUUCCCUACAGAUAAACAUGAGUGGUGGUGGUUAUAUAUGGCUGAUAGAAAGAGACAUUUAUUAAUAACAGCACCAGUACAGAUCUGUAGUUUAAAAACAGAAGAAGAGAUUCAGUUGAAGUUUUGUGCCCCAAGCACACCAGGUGUAUAUCAGUAUUCAGUUCAUCUUCGCUCAGAUUCUUAUUUUGUUGAUUUCGAUAAAUUUGUUAAUUUUAAGAUUGAUGUGAAGAAAGCGAAACCUGUUGAAGAUCAUCCACAAUGGGAUAUAUCAGAUGAUGAGGACGAGCAUGAUCACGAUGAUGAUGUCGACACAGAAGACGAUUCAGAUUAUGAUACGGAAGAUGAUUCAGAAUAAAUUUAUUGUUUAACAUCACAAAAUCUAUAAGAAUAAAAUCAGAAAUUGAAGAUGUGAAUACAGAAAGGAAUGCAAAUUAUAUUAUUUUUUUGCGCAGACUUCAAAGUUUUUUUUUUUUUAAGUCACUCAUAUUUUUGUUGGCAUUCGUAGAUCUCUUGUCAUUCAUUCAUUAAUCAUAAAUUAUUUCACAUACGAUGACCUACAUGUAUAUAUCAAAUUCCUUAAAAAAAUAAGUGUGUGACUGAUUUCAAAAUUUCUCAGAAAAUGGUAAAUGUUUCUAGAGUAAUUGAAUUCUAAGAGUAACAGUCGAAAAAAAGCAGUAGAAUUACUUAAAUACUAUUAAAUAAUAAUUACUUCACAGAUGUUGAAUUACUUAAGAUUUGUAGAAUUACUUAGGUUUGAGUAGUCCUCAAAACAAUUGUAGAAUUACUCAGAUUUGAGUAAACCUCAAAACUAUUGUAGGAUUACUCCGGUUUGAGUAAAAGUCAAAACAAUUAUAGAAUUACUCAGAUUUGAGUAAAAGUCAAAACAAUUGUAGAAUUACUCAGAUUUGAGUUAAAGUCAAAACAAUUGUAGAAUUACUCAGAUUUGAGUUAAAGUCAAAACAGUUGUAGAAUUACUCAGAUUUGAGUAAACCUCAAAAGAAUUAUAGAAUUACUCAAAUUUGAGUAAAAGUCAAAACAAUUGUAGAAUUACUCAGAUUUAUAACAAUUACAAGAUGAAGAAGAGAAAUGUCAAGCUGGGCAUUAUGAAUUAAGAUGAGUUUUGUUCAAUAUUUACUUGAAGAAGAAAAGGUGAGGAAUUACUCAAAAACAAUCGUGAUAGGUUUUAGAAUUUCUAAAAAUAUGGCAUUAAUUUAGAUGAGUUUAUUGAAAAUAAAGUCAAGUUGGGCAUUAAACAUGCAUUAUGCAAGAGCUAAAUUUUCCUGUUGCAGGUCUUUCUUUAGGCCUAAAAUGUUAUAUAAAUUAUUAAUUGGACAUUUAUUAACAUGAAAAGACCAUAAUCAACUCUCGAUGCCAUUGCUAGGCUGUGAUAUUUACUGGAUUAAAACCAGAUCCGCUGCUUCUGAUUAAAUAAAAAAAUGGAUAAUCGAGACUAUGUUUUUAAUUGUACCGACUUUAGUAAUGAUGAUUGAGGAUAGGCCUAAAAUUCAAUCGCUAAUAUCUUGGUUCAGAGUGGAUCAAUUUGACUGAAAUUUUCAGCAAAUUGCCUUUACAUUGUCUAGUUUUUAACUAUUAUAGUAAGAACUGCCAGCUCAUUAUCUAAUCUCUCAUAAUGUAUCUUUCUAUUAGUCAUAGAAAUGUUGCAAUAUAUCACUGAAUUAUAUUUGUUUUUUAAAAUUAUUUCUCUGCCCUUUUCUCUCUGGAUCACCUGCUUAUAUAGUCUUUAAUUAGGGAGGGUUUUCAAAAAACAUUUAAACAUACAUUAUGCAAGAGCUAAAUCUGCCUAUUACAGGUCUUUCUUUAAAGGACAAACACGAGUUAUCCUUCUGUAUAACAGACUGAAGUAACGAGCGAUAACAGACAAAUGAUCGAAUUUCAUUUGACUGAUAAUUCAGUUGAAGAUGAAAUGUUGUUAUAUGACACGGUGAGAGGGUAUCUCACAAUUCAAAAAAAGAAUUGGCUGUCAGUAGAUAAAAGAUAACUAACAAAUUUGAAAAAGUCCGUGCAUUACCAUGUUUUUAUUAAGAACGGAAUGAAUAAAGAUGGGGGAAUGCACAGGAUUUUUCUAUUUUUCUCGUUUUCCCUUAUCUAGUGACAGCCAAUUCUAUUUUUGAAUUGUGAGAUACCCUCUCACCGUCCCAUAUAAUACAUUUUCAUCUUCAACGGAAUUAUCAGUGAAAUGAAAUUCGAUCGUUUGUUUGUUAUCGCUUGUUACUUCAGUCAGUUAUAUAGAAGCAUAACUCGUGUUUGUCAUGUUUGGCGUCACUUCCCGUUUCUUCACGUGCUUGUUACACAUCUACCAUAGCAAUGAUCUUUGUGUUAAAAUUAUAUUUGGAAUGUAUUUAACCAGUUCUAUCACAAAUUUAAUAAUGACUGACACCAAUAUUGUCCUUUAAGCUUGAAAUGUCAUAUAAACUAUUGAUUAGAUAUUAAUUGACCAUGUGUCAGAUUUUCACUGGAUUGGAAUCCAAUCUGCUGCUCAACGCUUUUUGAUGAUUAAAUCCAAAAAAUGGAUAAUUGAAAUUAUAUGUUUUUUAUCAUACAGGCUUUAUUAAUCAUUUGCGAGGCUAGGCUUAAAAUUCAAAAGCUAAUAUCUCGGCUCCCUCUGGGUUCUUAACUGAUAUAAUAUGUAUAUAAUUUAUAUUUAAAUGUAUUUAUUGAUUGUGUAUAUGGUAUAUUUUGAUUGAUGUUCUAUUAGAUGAUUAAAUGGGAUUGGUGGGGGAGGGGAGGGGAUUCACGCCUUCAUGCUCAUUUUGUAUAAUUGACCAGAUAGAAAUCGUAAAAGGACAAACAUCAUUCCUUAUUAAACUGGUUAUCUUUAUAGAUAUGCCUUUGAGAAUAAUUAUAUAUUCACGUCUAUAAAGCAAUCAAUUGCCAUUGAUAGAUUUUCUAGGGUAAUGAUAGUUUGCUGAUGGGAUAAAAUGAUAUUUGUUCAACUAACAGUGGAGUUAACCCCCCUACCUAGUAACACAUGACAAAAUAUUGUUUUAUCCUUAAAAUAAACAUAUCUGUAAAUAUCAUGAAUUCCAUAUUUGGUUGCAGGCCCGUAGCUAGUGGGAAGGCAAGGGGGGCAGCCCAACCAAUGUCACUCGGCCUUAUGGGGGGGGCCCAUAUUGAUAUGGGCACAUUUGUCGUUGGUUUCGUGUUGCGUCCAGUGGAAAGGUAAGGUGCGGUUCGUCCACCACCCCUGCUACGGGCCUGGGUUGGCAUAAAAGGUUGUAAUUACACACAUUUUUGGUGAAGUCUUCAUAUUUUUUUUUUUUUUUAUACAAAUAUUUCAGAAUCAUAGUUUACUCAAAAAAUUCUGCUGAAUUUCUAUUAAAUCAAAAUGAAAGUUCAUUAAUAUGAUGCAUGUAUAAUUACAAUACAAGCCAAUGUUGUUUUCAUUCAUUAAGAAUUCUGUAUAUUGAAUUUUAUUUAAUUAAAAUGUGUAUUCAUCAAAUAAAAUAUUGUUCAUAUUAA